AUGCCUCUCCGUGCUGUUGAGGAUGACGCAGAGUACCAAGCGCUCACCGCAGCUCCUCGACAAGCUCGUUUCCCACAGCGGCGAAAGGUCGUCAGGCAGAAAGAUGCCUUGCCACGUCUGACCAAAAGCCAGUCUACAUUGACACAGGUCGGCUGGAUCGACCCACCCAGUAGCAGCAGCAGAAUCAUGGACAGCGAGGAGGAGUUCAUGGAGCCACAGCCAAAGAGGCGAAGAAUAACUAGGAAGCUGGAGAAGCCCGAAAGCCAACCCACAUAUACUCAGGCUGUCCACUCUGCCACAGCAAGGCAAAAACGAAGGCCGAGGCUGGAUGAGGAAGAAUUUGAGAUGUGGCAGAAUUCUGAAGAGGCUGUUCAUACGCCCAUGCAAGCUGUCGUGCGGGAGCGCAGAGCUAGAGCGGCCGAAUCGAUGCAGCCACUGGAACGUCUAGAGAUAGUUGAAAGUGAUGACGAAAACGAUAUUGGUGCCAGGCUUUCCUUGGAAAUACCUGAAAGCGAGCUCCACGACCAUGCGACCUCCGUGCAGAAUUUGCGAGCUCACGAUGAUGGCACGUCCACUAAGCCGUUCGCCACACCGCAGAAGGUACGCUUCAAGGAGAUUCCUUCCUCGCAGAGUCCGGCGAGCGUCAAGCUCUCCACUCAGGAGAGAGACCGCCAUAGCGAUAUGUUCAGAAGUCCUUUGAAAGAGAGAAGCGUCAAUGUUCGAUCACCAGCGAAAUCUUCCCUCAAGGUGGCCUCGCCUCUGCCGAGCAAAGGUUCUGCGGCCGUUACAGCUGGAGACCCUGACCCUGGUCUGUGGAUUAUCGACAAAAUCAAUUUGGCACCGGCCAAAACUCGUGACGCCGCUCCGCGAGCAGUGCGGACAUUGAGGCGAACCAGUACUGUGCCCGAAACACAAUUUGACCAUGAUGCUGACAAUCUCGAUCUGGUAGAGACCGAAAUGGAGACACAAAUUCUACCUGUGCCGGAACAACGAGCUCGAAGGAAGUUCCAGCGGACGAACACUAUUCAAGACUCGCAACACGAGGACUCGGAUCUGGAGCUGGAUUGGCCAGAACCUACGCAGCAUAUCCAAGAAAUAAACGAAAACAUGGACUUUCAAGGUGAAGGGGCUACUUACAGCGAAUACCAACAAGAAGACAACACAUACGAUCCAGCAUACUCAGCAUUGGAUCGCGAUGCUGCUCGGUUUGCCGAUCAGAUACAAACACAGGCGCAGACACAGGCUACAUCGCUCCAGCCACAUAUCAGCAAUAGUACACACAGUGAUGACGAAGACAUGCUUGAGGAUGAGACGCUCGUGCCUUUCAAGACGAUCGACCAUGAGCCGGAGUCGUCGGCAUCUGAGCAGUUGUCCAACGAGCUCAUGCAAGCAGCUGAGGCUGUACCGUCUUCUCAGCCUUCCGAGCGCAAUAAUAAAGGGUUGGCUUCUGGAGACUGCGUCGUGCCUGCUCCUCCCAAGAAUGCCGAAACGCAGACGGUCACUCAGGAUAGAUGCGCAGGGAUCGAUGAUGAUGACGACGAGCGAGUACCAUCCUCGCCUCCUCCACAUCAGCCAUUCCAGCUUCUACAGCAUGCAGAACCGCGCAUUCCCUCCUCUCCGCCACCUCUUCGACCAAGUCAAGUGAGCACAGUCGUGCCUACCCAAACCUCACCACGACAACCUGUAUCACGCCCCGGAGAAGUGGAUCAGGCAUCUCUAGCUUACAUCAAACGCGAGAAGGAGACCCAAGCUCAACCAAUCCUCCUUGUCUCCUCUCCAGACAUAUGCUACAAGUUCGCCUUUGCCGCUUCCGCCUUGGAGCUCCCCUGA
Messenger RNA from Recurvomyces mirabilis, 1830 nucleotides. RefSeq lists its product as uncharacterized. The record is from RefSeq and is a predicted model, not a curated record. NCBI's taxonomy places the organism in Eukaryota, Fungi, Ascomycota, Dothideomycetes, Mycosphaerellales, Teratosphaeriaceae. The transcript is spliced from 2 exons. Bases 1 to 1830 code for a protein of 609 amino acids.